Molecule: messenger RNA, 438 nt
Organism: Staurois parvus
Lineage: Eukaryota; Metazoa; Chordata; Amphibia; Anura; Ranidae
Source: the annotation of a GenBank genome assembly
UCUCUCCUGCAGGACCUUACCUAUUCCUCGCUCCAGCGCUGCAGUCUUCCCGCGGCGGCUUCUGUGACAGCCGGGUGCCCACUGUCCGCAGUCUCUGGUAAUCUCCUUUACUGUCUGCAGUCUCUGGUCAUCUGUACUGUGUCCGCAGUCUCUGGUCAUUCCCUGUACUGUGUCCACAGUCUCUGGUCAUCCCCUGUACUGUGUCCACAGUCUCUGGUCAUCCCCUGUACUGUGUCCGCAGUCUCUGGUCAUCCCCUGUACUGUCCGCAGUCUCUGGUCAUCUCCUGUACUAUGUCCGCAGUCUCUGGUCAUCACCUGUACUAUGUCUGCAGUCUCUGGUCAUCCCCUGUACUAUGUAUGCAGUCUCUGGUCAUCUCCUGUACUAUGUCUGCAGUCUCUGGUCAUCUCUUGUACAUGUCCGCAGUCUCUGGUCAUCAC